Messenger RNA from Acaromyces ingoldii, 2486 nucleotides. Its product is annotated as PAP2-domain-containing protein. Gene Ontology annotation, cellular component: endoplasmic reticulum membrane. Gene Ontology annotation, molecular function: sphingosine-1-phosphate phosphatase activity. The record is from RefSeq and is a predicted model, not a curated record. Bases 69 to 2333 code for a protein of 754 amino acids. NCBI's taxonomy places the organism in Eukaryota, Fungi, Basidiomycota, Exobasidiomycetes, Exobasidiales, Cryptobasidiaceae. The transcript is spliced from 4 exons.
GUUAGAGUAGGGAAUAGCGUUAGUACGGCGGCGACGAGGUCGACUGACAGACAGACGACAGACCACAUAUGACGACGAAACAAAGAGACGGGGAUGUGGCGAGCAGCACUGCUGCCCAGACAGGUCCCGGCAAUGCAAGCGGACUGCAGCAGCGUGCCAAGAGCACCAACGAGGAAGCAGGGUCCUCCAUUCGACGGCCGAUCUCGCCCUCGUCGUCCUCGGGCUCCUUCAAGCAGGGCGCGGGCGCACAUAGCCAUCUGGGCCUGCGACCCAAGGCAUCAGACUCGCUACACUCCCGACUUCGAACGUUGCACCCGGCGCCCAAGCACGUCUCCAUGAUCGAAGAUGUCACCUCUCCCACGUCGGGCAAGAGGAGACGGGGAAGCCGCAACCCGUCGUACCAAGGCUCGGCAUCGCACGACACCAGCAAUGGCCUUCACUCGCAGGAGGGCAGCGGGGCUGCAGGGGACUAUGACAGCGACAUCUCCAAAAGCGGCGCAAGCACCCCAAUGCGACGGCUUUCGACGAGGGACAACAGCACCGAGGAGGGCUCUUUUGCUUCGACGGACAGCGACGUCAAAAAGAUGCAGGAGCCACCGGCUUGGCUGGUCCGAGAUGGGAAUACGGCCGACGAAGAUGACGAAGAUGGCGAAGACGACGAUUUGCUGACGACAGACAUUGGUAUUUACGAUGAAGAAGUCUACGAUGAGUACCUGGGCCCGCUGAUGGGGCGAUUACGACGGGUGCUCGUGCGCAACCUGCGGUGGGAAUCGCCACUUUUGGCCAAGCACCAGGCAAUGGUGCGGAAUCCAAGGCUGGACCGGUACUUUGUCUACACCUCGUUGCUCGGUACCCACUCGUUCUUCCUCAUCUUCCUGCCCAUGGCCUUCUGGGCGGGAAAUGCCUACUUUGGCAGAGGCCUAGUCAACGUGCUUGCAUUUGGCGUCUACCUCUCCUCAGCUCUCAAAGAUGCACUGUGCAUACCAAGACCUUACUCGCCACCGGUGACACGUUUGGUCGUAGGCACGACGCAUCUGGAGUACGGCUUCUUGUCCACUCAUUCCACAAAUUCGGUCAGCAUUGCUCUAUACCUCUACCUCUGGAUCAGUGCGCUGCGUGAACAGGAAUUCUCCCCCUUGCUCAACUCGCGACUCUGGGAGGUUGGACUGGCCUACUAUCUCGUCUCGGUCGUCUACGGGCGUAUAUAUGCUGGCAUGCACAGCGUCAUGGACUGCAUCGCGGGCUGUCUCUUGGGAGCGGCCGUGACAUUGGUUCAGUGGUUCUACUUUGAAACCAUCGAGCGGCUGAUGAUGACCGAGGGAUGGGCCGUGCCUAUUGUGGUCAACGCCGCUGGCCUCGCCAUGGUCAUUGUCCAUCCUCAGCCCCUCGACGACUGUCCCUGCUUCGAGGACGCCAUCGCCUUUCUCGCCGUGGUCAUGGGUAUUGUGACAGGCAGGUGGCUGGGCGUGCGCUACGGCCUACUCCCACGGGAUGAUAAUCCUCUUUACGGGGGUCUCUACGCCCAGAAGCCUUCGCUUCCCAAUCUCGUCUCGUCCAGAACCCCUCUGUCGUCUCUCGUCGAGCCAGCUCUGGAUGCCAUCAGGGAGCCUUUCUCUUCGCUCAGCGAGAGCGCACAAAGCCGCCCGAUGCUUGCACAGCUCCUCAACGUCGCGCGAGUUGCUAUCAUGCUUCUUGUCGGUGUCGCCUGCAUCCUGGCCGUGCGCGUCGUGGUCAAGACCGUCUGCCGCAUCGUUCUCCCGCCCAUCUUUCGAUUCCUGCAGGGCACUUUUGGCAUCAUCUUGCCACGGCGACACUACACUUCGUCCACCGACGAGGCUGCACCUCCUCCCAAACCCACGCAGACUCGGCCGCGAGCGCGGACAAAUUCGAUCAAGAGGCAGGAAGGCGCUGCCUUUCCUCAGCCGUCCAAGGUCAAAUUCACAAUGUCAGACGGCUCUGCCUUGCCUGUUCCCUUUACGCAUCCCCACGCACACCUGCCUGGAGACUCGCUGAGUGGGCGCAUCGCAGGAGCGCUCAGCGAAGAGGAUCGACUAAGGCAGAAAAGAGAGGAGGAUGCUGGGUUCAGAUUCCCCGAUCAUCCCAACUCCCACGCUCACGGUCACAACAACGCCCCGAAUGGCACUGAUGCUGGACUAAUCCCAACUUCUGCCGCUGGCCAAGACGAAAAGGAGACUCCUGCGUCGAGUGAGGACGACAUUCGCCACUACGAUGUAGACGUCCUCACAAAGGUCUUUGUCUACCAUGCCAUUGGCCUCUUCGCAUCGUGCUUCCUGCCGCAUGCUUUUAGACGCCUUGGUCUCGCCAUUCAAUAGCACGGCGAUUGCAAAAUAAUCUCCGUCUUUGUUCUUACUGCAGCAUCAAUGAUGAUGAGAACGCGAAAAGGAGCACAUGCUCCUUCCGAGUGACAAGACCAUCUUUCGCCCCCUUCUCGCGGCAGGCAGGUAAAUGGGACAGAAAAAUAGCAC